Molecule: messenger RNA, 972 nt
Organism: Cetraspora pellucida
Lineage: Eukaryota; Fungi; Glomeromycota; Glomeromycetes; Diversisporales; Gigasporaceae
Source: the annotation of a GenBank genome assembly
AUGACACCAUUUAUUAUAUCCGAAGUACUUCGAGAGAUUCUUUUACAUGUUGCAAAUCCUUGCGAACUAUCUGGAGCUUAUCUUCCAGUUAUUUCAAUGUAUUUAAAAUGUCUUGGAGAUCAAGAAAUAAAAUCGCUUUUAAAUCAAGGAAUUGAUAUUUCGUUAAUGUCCGACUAUAAUCAAAUGCAAUUAGGUAUAGAAAAUAAAAAACCUAUGUUUAAUUACCCAGGUUUUCUUCGUAUAUUAUAUUAUGAACAAAUGAUAAGUGCGGUUGAAAACUGGUGCGCCGAAUUAGCCGACAUAAUGGAACAAAAACAACAACCUGAUUGUCAUGAUGAUUUUAUAGAUGAAGAAAAUAAAGUAACGUUGGUUAACAAUGCCGAGGAAAUUAUAAUGAAAACAUUAUUACAACUUUGUAUGAAACAUGGUUCAAGAUUAUAUGGUCUACAUAUAAAUCCUGAUACUUUAGAUAAAUCCAAUGAUGAAAUGUACGAAAUAUUGUUGACUGAUGAUAAUUUGAAAAAUUUGGUCUCUCCUAGUGUCGACUCUUUCGGAGAAGCUAUCACUUCGUUAAUAUCGUCCCAAAACGCUUUGAUAUCGUUCUCCCUGACGUCCUGCAAAGCAUAUACUCGUGUAUUUAUUCCACCACUUAGACUACAUUCAUCUACACUACGUUAUAUAAGGUUCGACAGAGUAAACUUUAAGGGUUGUGAUCCAUGGUAUAGCAUAGCAGAAUGCCGGAAUAUCGAACUUCUUGAAGUAUUUCAGUGCGCGAACUUGGAGGAAGAGAUGGUCGGACCUGUGACAAAAGCAAGAUUUGGAAACCAUUUUGAAGUUAGGUAUGUGAGUGCUCAUAAUAAUAAUAAAACAUUUAGAGAUUGGGCUAAUAAAGUUAGUGGAAGUGUUGUUGGUAACAUAUGCGGCGAGAGGCUAAAUAUUGGAAAUGGGAUUUUGGCCUUGCUAAGUGCAUAA